Messenger RNA from Carya illinoinensis, 5740 nucleotides. RefSeq names its product phospholipase A I-like. Gene Ontology annotation, cellular component: membrane. Lineage: Eukaryota; Viridiplantae; Streptophyta; Magnoliopsida; Fagales; Juglandaceae. Gene Ontology annotation, biological process: fatty acid metabolic process. The record is from RefSeq and is a predicted model, not a curated record. Gene Ontology annotation, molecular function: protein binding; glycerophospholipase activity. Bases 206 to 4267 code for a protein of 1353 amino acids. The transcript has 19 exons.
UUCUGUUUGUUUCCGUUACACAUUUCUAGUAUCUGCCAUGUGUAAAGCUGCGAACUUCAACAUCCGCGUUUCUCUCCCGCCAUUGAUCUCAUCGCCUUCCUCUCAAGUUACUCACCCUAAUUUCCAUUCCCGUGCCAUAUCGAAACCGCAAUGUUGAACUUAAACUUGAUUUUCGCUCAGACAUAGAAAUGAUCAUCGCGAUGUUAUGUUAGUAUAUCACCAUUCCAUCUCAAUUCGCGACCCUCCAAUCAGACCGUCUGGAAAUCCUAAAUUAUCUACGAUAUUAUUAACAACAAUGUCUUGGGGAUUGGGCUGGAAGCGACCCUCCGAGACCUUCCACCUCAGGCUGAACUACGGCAAUGAAGAGUCUCAGGAGAAUCCUGGCCGUACGUCGUCGGCAUCUUCGUCGAGCUCGUCUUCUUCGUCUUCGGCAUCGAUCAUGUCGCAAGAUCAAGAGCUAGGAUUUCGAAUCGAAUUGGACUGGUCUGCCGCGGAUGACGAGGAUCAGGUGUAUUUGAGGCUCCAGUCGCAGCUCAUGGUGGCGCUGCCGAUGCCGCAGGACGCAGUGGAAGUGGAGUUGAGGCCCGGGGAGGAGGAGGCAGUGGGGGGGCCAAAUGUGGGGGUGGAGAUGAGGGUGGUGAAGAGGAGGGAGGAUGUAAGGUCCGUGACGAUGACUAAGUCGACCGGGUCGGGGCAGCAGAACGACGGGACCGGGGUGUUGACGCGCUUGUUAAGGUCGAACCUCUCCCCGCUGAUGCCUGGGGUUGCAGACGGUGUCUCCGACUGUGGUGAGCAUUGGAAGAGCGUCACUGUGCUCAGUCUCUGUGGAUGUGGCUUGUCGGCAUUCCCUGUUGAGGUAACUCGUUUGCCUCAUCUUGAGAAGCUUUACCUUGAUAACAACAAGCUAACACUUUUGCCAUCGGAGCUUGGUGAGCUGAAAAGCUUAAAAGUGCUUAGGGUUGAUUACAACAUGCUGGUUUCAGUACCUGUGGAACUAAGACAAUGUGUUGGACUGGUGGAAUUAUCAUUGGAGCAUAACAAGCUUGUUCGGCCUCUCCUUGACUUCAGGGCAAUGGCUGAGUUGCAGGUUCUAAGACUCUUUGGUAAUCCUCUUGAAUUCCUCCCUGAAAUUUUGCCAUUGCACAAACUUCGCCAUUUGUCUCUUGCAAAUAUCAGAAUUGUAGCUGAUGAAAAUUUAAGAUCAGUGCAUGUGCAAAUAGAGAUGGAAAACAGUUCUUAUUUUGUUGCAUCUAGACAUAAGCUAAGUGCCUUCUUCUCUCUUAUAUUCCGUUUUUCUUCUUGUCAUCACCCUUUACUAGCAUCUGCACUAGCAAAGAUAAUGCAAGACCAAGGAAACCGGGUAGUUGUUGGUAAAGAUGAGAAUGCAGUGCGUCAGCUUAUAAGUAUGAUUAGCAGUGACAACCAUCAUGUGGUUGAACAAGCAUGCUUCGCUCUUUCAGCUCUUGCUGCUGAUGUUUCUGUCGCAAUGCAUUUGAUGAGAGCUGAUAUCAUGCAACCCAUUAAAACAGUGCUGAAAUCUGUUGGUCAGGAAGAAGUAAUAUCUGUAUUGCAAGUCGUGGUGAAGUUAGCUUUUGCAUCUGACACUGUAGCUCAGAAGAUGUUGACGAAGGAUGUAUUGAAAUCCUUAAAAAUUUUAUGUGCCAAUAAAAACCCUGAGAUACAAAGGUUGGCUUUGUUAGCAGUUGGAAAUUUGGCCUUCUGUUUGGAGAACCGCCAUAUUCUGGUAACUUCUGAAAGUUUGCUGGAACUGCUCUUGCAUUUGACAGUUGCCCCUGAACCAUCUGUGAAUAAAGCUGCAGCUCGUGCCUUGGCAAUUCUUGGGGAGAAUGAAAAUCUACGACGUGCGAUAAAAGGUAGACCAAUAGCAAAGCAAGGACUACGCAUCCUCUCAAUGGAUGGUGGUGGCAUGAAAGGUAUGGCAACCGUGCAGAUUCUUAAAGAAAUUGAGAAGGGAACUGGAAAGCAGAUACAUGAGAUGUUUGACCUUAUAUGUGGAACAUCAACGGGUGGCAUGCUUGCUGUUGCCCUUGGUGUCAAGUUAAUGACCUUGGAACGGUGUGAAGAAAUAUAUAAAAACCUUGGAAAACUCGUCUUUGCUGAUCCUGUGCCAAAGGACAAUGAAGCUGCAACUUGGAUUGAAAAGUUGGAUCAACUUUAUAAGAGUUCAUCACAGAGUUUUAGAGUGGUUGUACAUGGAUCAAAACACAGCGCAGAUCAGUUUCAGAGGUUGUUGAAGGAAAUAUGUGCGGAUGAUGAUGGGGACCUUUUAAUAGAGUCUGCAGUGAAAAACAUUCCCAAAGUAUUUGUUGUAUCAACCUUGGUGAGCGUAGUACCAGCUCAGCCGUUUAUAUUUCGCAAUUAUCAGUAUCCUGCUGGAACACUAGAGGUGCCUCUUGCAAUCUCAGAAAGUUCAGGAAUUACUAUGCAAGGAUUGCCUCCUACAGAUGAUCAAGCUGGCUAUAAGCGCAGUGCUUUUAUUGGAAGUUGUAAGCACGAAGUAUGGCAAGCUAUAAGAGCAUCUUCUGCUGCUCCAUAUUAUCUUGAUGAUUUCUCAGAUGAUGUGCUGCGCUGGCAAGAUGGUGCAAUAGUGGCGAACAAUCCUACUAUUUUUUCCGUAAGAGAAGCCCAACUUCUUUGGCCUGACACAAGAAUUGACUGCUUAGUUUCCAUUGGUUGUGGUUCUGUUCCAACAAAGGUGCGGAAAGGUGGUUGGCGUUAUCUGGAUACUGGGCAAGUGUUGAUUGAGAGUGCAUGCUCUGUAGAUCGGGUAGAGGAAGCUUUAAGCACAUUGCUGCCUAUGCUCCCUGAAAUACAGUAUUUUCGAUUUAAUCCAGUUGAUGAAAGUUGUGAUAUGGAACUGGAUGAGACUGAUCCAGCUGUCUGGCUGAAAUUGGAAGCCGCAGUUGAGAAAUACAUCCGAAAUAAUUCUCAAGCCUUCAAGAAUGUCUGUGAGAGACUGCUUCUUCCUUACCAAAAUGAUGAGAAAUGGUCCGAGAAUAUGAGAACUCAUCAUUUCCCCAAGGCGAAGGGGUCAAGUGUAGCUGUCGGUGGACCUUCUCUGGGGUGGAGGCACAAUGUAUUACUUGUUGAAGCUUCACAUAAUCCAGAUUCAGGAAGAACUGUGCACCAUGCUCGAGCACUCGAGUCAUUUUGCUCCCGAACUGGAAUACGGCUAUCCCUUAUUCGAGGGACUUCAGGGAUAGUGAAGACUGUGCCAACAGCAACAUUUCCAACACCAUUUGAAUCACCUCUGUUCCCUGGAAGCUUCCCAUCAAGCCCACUUCUUUACAGUCCUGAUUUUGGCCCACAGAGGCUUGGCAGAAUUGAUGUGGUCCCCCAUUUAAGCUUGGAUGGUGAAUCUGGAAAGGCAGCUGCAUCACUCCCAAUAUCUCCUCCAGGGCCCAGAAAGCUUUCUUUACCUGUUCGAUCACUGCAUGAGAAAUUGCAGAACUCACCACAAGUGGGCAUCAUACAUUUGUCCCUUCAAAAUGACUCUUUUGGCUCAAUAUUAAGUUGGCAGAAUGAUGUAUUUGUGGUGGCUGAACCCGGAGAGCUUGCAGAUAAAUUUGUGCAGUGUGUUAAAUUGAACUUGUUUUCAGUGAUGCGGAGAUGUCGCAAAAAGGAGGCAUCACUUCUUAGCAAUAUUUCAACCGUUGCUGAUUUGGUUGCAUUAAGACCACAGUUCCAAGUUGGAAGCAUUGUACAUCGUUAUAUAGGGUGCCAAACCCAAGUUAUGGAAGAUGACCAAGAGAUUGGGGCAUAUAUGUUUCGUAGAACAGUCCCUUCUAUGCACUUAACUCCUGAUGACAUUCGUUGGAUGGUUGGAGCUUGGAGGGAUAGGAUCAUAAUUUGCACGGGAACAUAUGGGCUUAAUUUAACUCUGAUUAAAGCCUUUCUUGACUCUGGUGCUAAAGCUGUUGUAUGUUCUUCCACCGAACCCCGUGAAACGCAGCUGACAAACUUUCAUGGAUCAGGGGAGUUCAAUAUUUUUGAAAAUGGCAAGUUUGAGAUUGGAGAGGAAGAGGCAGAAGAUGAAGAAGCUGAACCUGCCAGUUCAAUGAGUGAUUGGGAAGAUAGUGACCCUGAGAAAAUUGGUGACCGUUCCACUUGUUGGGAUGAAGAUGAGGAGGAACUGUCACAGUUUAUCUGUGAAUUGUAUGACUCAUUAUUCCGGGAUGGUGCGAGUGUUGAUGUUGCUCUGAAACAUGCUCUAGCCUCUCAUCGAAGGUUAAGAUUGCAGUGUUGAACACAAUGGGACCUAUUCAAAAAGCAAAAGAAUCGAAGAGAUAUAUCAGCAACAGUUGGACCCCAUACGUAACAAGCACUCAAGCAAGACAACGAAAUCAGAAAGGAAAAGAAGUAAUAGAAAAGAAGUGUACCAAACGCAUGAUGACUAAAGAAUCAAAAGCACAAGGAAUUUUAAUUUUAUCAAUACAUGAUGAUGGCUUAGCACAGAACAGAGAGUAUAAACAUUCAUCGAAAUUGCCUCAUUCGUAACAGAGAAAUUAUCAAUCAUUAACAAAAGUAUCCAGCCCCAAAGGCUCAAGACUGCUCAAAGGAAAAACUUGAUUGCAUGGUCGAAGAAGUCAAAAGGGUAAAAAGAUUUAUUCGGAAAAUAUGCAUGCUUUCAUUGCAAUGUCCCCACAUAGAAAUUCAAUUAUGCAAAAUUUCAUGCUGUCCACUUAAAGAUAAAGCAGAUGAAUGAGUGUCUGUUUUGGGGAUUAAAGCGGAGAUGCUCCAACUAUAUUCAAAGCAAUUCCCCACCUUGAUAAAGACCAAGGACCCAACUUUCUUCAUCCACAAGCCUCCAUAAUAUACCUUACAAAAUGCAAUAUAAAGCCAGUACCAAUUCCACCAAGUUUCCCGAGAAAAUGGCUGCAAUUGCUCCAGUUUCGAUAGGCACACGGGGCACCGUCGGAUCACUUGUCAGAAAGGAAAUUGAGUAUUUCGGAAAGCUCGAAAUAGACCCAUGUGAAAGCUCACAAAAACCUCGGGGACAGAUUGUGGACAUGGCUUCCACCAGCGGUCACUCCAGGCCUAGUUUCUGGCUCUUGCUAAUGACAUGGAAAAGGAAGAAGAGGAGAGGCACUGGUUCUCACCUGCCAAACAUGUGCUCUGUUGUUGAAGUUGCAGAAAGGAAUCGGCUGAACAGAAUUCCUGGUUACAAUUACAGAAUCCUCAAAAAUAACUUGCACAUUUAGAUGAUGCUCCCAAACUUUCUGAGCCAGUUUGUUCUAUGGCUCAACAAUGCCUUUUUCCUAUGAUGAUAAGAUUACCCUUGUCAGGUUCCCCUAUGUUGUGCAUGGGGAUCCAUUAUGCAGCUUCUUCUUUUCUUUUCUUCUUCUUCUUCUUCUUCUUCUUCUUCUUCUUUUAUAUAUAUAUAUAUAUAUAUAUAUAUAUAUAUAUAUAACAUGGUGCUGUUUCUGGUGCUUCACGAUUGCUUCAUCUGAUAAUAAUCUUCCUAAUUGUGCUUUCUUUGAGAAAUGCCUUGGAGCUGGGAGACAGAAUUCUGGAGUCUCACACAAGAAAGAAGGAUUGAUCAACGAAGAUAAAAGUCUUGUAAACUUCUAAUGCACGUGUAAUUGACACCAAAGUCUACUCUUGUACUUAUUUGAUCUGUACAACGUUUUCAUGUACUCGAAAAAGAAAGACAAAUAGAUGUAGAGAUUUUCUUUUAGUUGUAUUUUAUUUGGAUGAACCUGUAGUACCUUUCUCAUAA